AUGGCUGAGGAUGCACAGAUGGCUCAAGCUUGCUUGGCAGCAUCAUCCUGCUCCACAGAAUUGGCCGAGCUCAGCGUCGCAAUUAGCAAAGAUUGCGUCUGUCGAGAGUGUUUGCGAGGGAAGGAGGCUCCCUCACCUCCAGAGCUCCGCACACUCCAUUAUUCAUACAUCAGGAGCAGGAAAUGGGAUGCGAGGCGACAUUUGAAAUUGGGACCCGACAUCUGCUGGUUCUCAGGCUGUGUAAUGCACACUCCAAUACCUGCCAAAGAUGGGAAUAUAUCCCCCGCCCACUCCGAAGGCGAAAAAUACCCUUCCCCAGUUCUGUGGGUUGCUUUCUCCCUGUAG
Molecule: messenger RNA, 345 nt
Organism: Podarcis lilfordi (Lilford's wall lizard)
Lineage: Eukaryota; Metazoa; Chordata; Lepidosauria; Squamata; Lacertidae
Source: the annotation of a GenBank genome assembly